AUGGGCACGGGUCGCUACAAGACGGAAGAGUCACUGCGCGCGUCCAUCUUCGGCGAGAUCCUGCUGUGCCGCGACCAACUCACAGGUGAGCGCGUAGUAGUGAAGACAGUGGACAUGAAGUUGGCGCUGCAGCAGACGUCGCGCUCGCAUGAACUCGUGCAGGAGAACGUGAUGCAUGAGGUGGAGGUGCUGGACCGUGUGCGUGCGCUGGGUGGACACCCGAAUGUCAUUAAUAUGCACAGCUACUUCGUGGCCAAAGGUGGAGGCGUACUACAUAUGGUUUUAGACUACUGCGAGGGUGGUGAUCUACUGGACGCAUGUGUACAGCCUCCCGAGAGAGGCGACAACAAGAGCAGCAACAAUGGUACAUGUAGUUGUCAGGGUAACCACAAAGAGGACGUAGUCGUAGCAACAUCAGCAAAAGCACUCGACGAACAUGGCCCCGAACAGGACAACAACCACGGAUCCAUCCUGAACGGUGUGGAUAGGUCAAAGCGCCUGCAAGAGAGCGUGGCGCAGACGUACCUAUUGGACGUGCUGUCUGGGCUGCGCUUCCUUCACAGUCAUGGCAUCGCCCAUCGGGACGUGAGUCUCGAAAACAUUCUACUGCGCAACGAUCAUGCUGUGAUUGCAGAUUUUGGACUUUGUGUGCAGGACGCGUCGGCGUCGUCAGGCAAUCCGACAGGCGACGGGUUCAGCUGCGAGGAAAUGGUGGGUAAAAACUACUACAUGGCACCGGAGAUCGUGAUGCGCGAGCGAUAUGACCCGCGACGAGCGGACAUUUGGUCGGUGGGCAUCGCGUUCUUCAUCCUUUUGACAUCGUCCCCGCCGUUCGAGCGCGCCGACCCGUCCGACCCGGGCUUCCGGUAUGUGGCAAAGCGCGGCAUCAAGGCUGUGUUCACGGCAUGGGGGUUGAGCCAGGAGGUGUCGGAUUCGAUGCAGGAUCUGCUGGCGCGCAUGCUGUGCGUGGACCCGGCAGAGCGCAUCACCAUGGACGAGAUCUGGCAACACCCGGUGCUUCGGUACGCCGAGUUGGCAGCCAAUUGCGACUGAGCUGUUGGACACCGCCUCACUGACGAUAGUGGUGGCGGUAAUGGUAUCGUGGGUAUUAAUAGUUGUAUCAAGCUUGGAGCAAGGCAGAGCAAAGCAAGACGCGUCGAUACAAAUGCUGGGUCCAUCUGGUAG
Molecule: messenger RNA, 1185 nt
Organism: Phytophthora infestans T30-4
Lineage: Eukaryota; Oomycota; Peronosporomycetes; Peronosporales; Peronosporaceae
Product: protein kinase, putative
Exons: 1
Coding region: 1-1053 (350 amino acids)
Biological process (GO): autophagy; peptidyl-serine phosphorylation; autophagosome organization
Cellular component (GO): cytoplasm; autophagosome
Molecular function (GO): ATP binding; protein serine/threonine kinase activity
Source: RefSeq, a predicted model, not a curated record